ACAGAUAGAGUUCUCUCAAGUAACCACAUCAACUUCAACAAUGACAGCAGCUAAGUUUGCUCUGUAUGUGACGUGUCUUCUCAUGGGGAGGAUGGAUGCGAUAACCCAGGAAUCGUCCUCGUCUUCACGUUUCCUGUCGGUCAGUGUUGGUGAAGACUUGACCUUGGAAUGCUUCCAUGAAGACAGCUUGGCGUUAAUGUUUUUCUGGUAUAAACAAAGUCUGGGGCAGGAACCAGAGCUGGUGUCUAAGUUCUAUAAGCAUGACAAAAGUGGCUCUCUGAUUGGUGAAUUUAAGAAUGAUCGACGCAUUGAACUGGAAACUAGCCCUGGGAAAUAUAAUGUGAGGAUCACAGAUGUGCAAAUCUCAGACUCGGCUACUUACCACUGCAUGAGUGGCUAUUCCUAUGUGUACGAAUUCAUGGAGGGCAUUAUUGUCCACGUAAAGACUUCAGAUUUGAACGUCCCACUGUUCAUCCACCAGUCUGCAUCUGAGACCAUCCAGCCAGGAGACUCUUUGACUCUGACCUGUACAGUCCACACUGGGACCUGUGAUGGAGAACACAACGUUUACUGGUUCAAAAACUCAGAAAAAACAAAUCCAGGACUCAUUUUCACCCGUGGAGGCGGGAAUGAUCAGUGUGAGAUGAACCCCAACACAGAUACAACCACCUGCGUUUACAACUUGCCAAUGAAGAACCUGACCCGUUCUCUUGCUGGGACCUACUACUGCGCUGUUGCUUUAUGUGGACGCAUUCGGUUUGGAAACGGGACCACGGUGGACAUAGAAGAUGGUGUAGACAGUCUCGUCUUGGUGUAUAUAUUGAGUGCAGCUUUGGCUCUUACAACCAUCCUUGCUGUUUUACUGGCUUACAAAGCAUUUACAACAUACAAGGCGACCAGCCACAAAUGCACAGGCCCUGAAGCAAGAACCUCAGCUGCAUUGGAGCCCAACGCAGAGGGUGACCAGGAUUCAGAGAACCUCCAUUAUGCUGCCUUAAGGAGGAACAAGGCCAACAGAUCAACAAGACAGAGGGACGACAGCUCGAGUGAAUGUGUUUAUUCUGGUGUCAGGCAGUAAAACCAUAGCAACCCCUCUCUCCUCGCGUUCACAUGAAGGAGUUAUCAAUUAGAACGCACCAUAAUUAAACACCACUAAGCCCAAUCAGCGGACAAAAUUGUUCUUGGCUAGAGCUGCAAUUGCCUGUGGCCUGCAUUGUUGUGUUAGCAUGCUAAUGUUAGCAUGCUUUAGUUAGCCUACAGCUUCACAUUUCUUGCAAAUUGAGACAGAAUGACCGUGAACUAAAAACGCUUAGGCCUAGUUGACGUUCAAAAUAAGCAGUGAGUAUAUUAUUCUUCUUUUUUCUAGUCGUUGACUAAAACAGAUUUUAUACACAAGGGGAGGAGACCACAACACAACCAGCAGGACUCACACUUCUCUCUCAUUGAAGACAGUCAUGAGUCAGAGAAACAUUUACACAAGGUUUACUGGAUUUCUGCUCCUUUUAGGUGUAAACUGUCGCACACUCUUCCUUUAAAAUAGAUCGGAUGAGUUUUGAAAAACAUCAUCCCAAAACUCUUUCUUUAACUAGACUGUAAUCAUGUUUAUAUCUGCUGUAA
Messenger RNA from Labrus mixtus (cuckoo wrasse), 1617 nucleotides. RefSeq lists its product as uncharacterized. The transcript is spliced from 5 exons. Lineage: Eukaryota; Metazoa; Chordata; Actinopteri; Labriformes; Labridae. Gene Ontology annotation, biological process: response to bacterium. Bases 41 to 1078 code for a protein of 345 amino acids. The record is from RefSeq and is a predicted model, not a curated record.